Klebsormidium nitens is the source of this 3014-nucleotide messenger RNA. Lineage: Eukaryota; Viridiplantae; Streptophyta; Klebsormidiophyceae; Klebsormidiales; Klebsormidiaceae. The record is from the annotation of a GenBank genome assembly.
GUGAGCCUGUGAACGGACAAACCAGUCGGUGCACCGGCGGCAGUCAGCGUGAUGAUUGACCACAAAUCGGUGCAUGCUGUGCGGACUCCGGAGCGCUUGAAAACUUCGAGGGCGCCUCCAAAGAUUGCCUGAUUCAGUGAUUGUGUCCGACAGUGAGCAUCCAAAUGGAACGCUUGGUCAGCAUGGUGCCAAAAGUAGGAGAAUGAGCUGCGCAUGCUGGUUUAAGUAGGAGUGUAGGACACAAAUUGUGACCAGCAUUGGGCCAUGUGUUGAUACUAGUUUCAAUUUCUUUAGGUGGAUUAGCUGGUAGCUUUGAGUUGCAUAGCAUUGCCUAUCAAUGGCGUGCUCUUCUUCAGCUACAGCAUUUUGUCAGAGCGUCACCCGAACUCCGUUUGGCUGCAAGGCGACAGAGAAUGGAUGUUCAAGGAAGGGGCGGAGGGAAGCGGUUUCCAGAAUUUGUGAAUUGAUCCCGCUAAUGCAUCUCAAAUCAAUGCAGAGUCAAGGAUCCCUGUUCAGAAACAAAGUAUUUGCCGCCACUGUGGACUCUGCAAAGGCGCGUAGGAAAGGUUUGGCCAGCAUUGUAGCGGAAGCAGGAGAAGAAAGUCAGGUGUCCGUUUCAGACAAGGAGGGACAGAUUCGGGAACAGAACAGGCGCCUCUUGGCAAUGCAAAAAGAGCUUCUGGCACAGAUUGAGGAGCGCAAGAAGUUGCACGCGGCGCUGCUCGAGUCGUUGGAGGACCCCGCCGGCAAGAUCAAGGAGUACAAUCAAGCGGACAACGGGGUCACUCUCCCGCCGCCGCCGCCCUCCGCUGCCCCUGUCCUGCAAUCCCGGCCCCCGCCCCGUGCAGCCCCCGCUCCGGCGCCUGUCCCUAGGAAGCCCGCCCCGCCCCCACGGCGCUCUGCUGUCCCGCCUGUCCGCCUUGCCGCGAGUGCUCCCCCUGCGACCCGCACUCCUGCCACCCCUCCACCACCCCCACCUGUUCAACGCCCGCCCCCGCCACCGCCCCAGGCACGAGAAGAGGCACAGCCUGCCGCCCCGGCGGCCCCGGAUCCCCCUCCUCCUCUGGCGGGAGAGAAUGUGAUGAACGUGGUGGUCGUGGCCGCAGAGUGUGCACCCUGGUCAAAGACGGGAGGGCUGGGCGAUGUGGUGGGGGCGCUUCCCAAGGCCCUGGCCAAGCGCGGCCACCGUGUCAUGGUCGUUGCUCCUCGCUACAGCAAUUACGCAGAGGGCUGGGAGACCGGGGUGCGGCGCCACUACAUCGUCAUGGGCCAGGACCAGGAGGUGGGCUACUUCCACGGCUUCAUCGACGGCGUGGACUACGUGUUUGUGGACGCGCCCUGCUUCCAUGCAGCUGCCGACAACAUCUACGGAGGCUCCCGCCAGGACAUCAUGUACCGCUGCAUCACCCUCUGCAAGGCCGCCGUGGAAGCGGUGUGGCACGUGCCGUGCGGGGGCAUUCCGUACGGCGACAGCAACCUGGUGUUUGUGGCCAACGACUGGCACACGGCGCUGCUGCCGGUGUACCUGCAGGCCUACUACCGCGACACGGGCCUCAUGGAGUACGCGCGCGCCGUGCUGGUCAUCCACAACAUGGCGCACCAGGGCCGCGGGCCGGUCGCCGAGUUCCCGUGGCUGGGCCUGCCGCAGCACUACCUGGACAAGUUCAAGCUGUACGACCCCAUCGGCGGGGAGCACAUGAACAUCUUCAUGGCCGGCCUCAUCACCGCGCACCGCCUCGUGGCCGUCAGCCACGGCUACGCCUGGGAGUGCCAAACGCAGGACGGGGGCUGGGGCCUGGACGGGGUGCUGCGGGACCACGGGUGGAAGCUGCGUGGCGUGGUCAACGGCAUCGACACGCAGGAGUGGCACCCCGAACGCGACACGUUCUUGCGCGACGACGGGUACCAGAACUACGGCGUGGCCAGCCUGGAGGCGGGCAAGGCCGCGUGCAAGGCCGCGCUGCAGCGGGAGCUGGGCCUGCCGGAGCGGCCCGACACGCCGCUGCUGGGCUUCAUCGGGCGGCUGGACUACCAGAAGGGCGUGGACAUCAUCCAGCAGGCCCUGCCCUGGCUCACCGGCCAGGACUGCCAGCUCGUCAUGCUCGGAACGGGGCGGCCGGACCUGGAGGACUUUUUCCGCAGCGCGGAGGCGUCGCACCACGACAAGGUGCGCGGCUGGGUGGGCUUCAGCGUCAAGAUGGCGCACCGCAUCACGGCCGGCUGCGACCUGCUGCUCAUGCCCAGCCGCUUCGAGCCGUGCGGCCUCAACCAGCUGUACGCCAUGCAGUACGGCACCGUGCCCGUCGUGCACUCCGUGGGGGGGCUCCGCGACACCGUGCAGCCGUUCAACCCGUUCGACAACAGCGGCACCGGGUGGACCUUUGAGCGCGCGGAGGCCAACGGGCUGAUCGACGCUGUGGGCAACGCGCUGUACACAUACCGCGACUUCCGGGACAGCUUCCGCGACCUGCAGCGGCGCGGCAUGACGCAGGACCUGAGCUGGGAGGCAGCGGCGGCGCAGUACGAGGAGACGCUGGUGGCGGCCAAGUACCAGUGGGACCUUUGAGGAAAGGGGCCAUUGGACUCCUUUCUACAUCGUCAAAUGUGGAAGGGCCAGUGCUCUCGCUGGCUAGCAUGCCCACACGGUGGGCUGACAUGUGUUUUGAGGCUCAACCUGAUGAGCACCGCUUACGCUCUUGGUCUCGCGUGCAUCCAGGAGCGUUACCGCUUGAAUUAAUGUUGGCAGCGCUGCUAGCUAGUAGCCUGGCCGAAGUCCUCGCAAGGUUAUAACAUUGCAUGUUUAGCACAAAUGCCAGUCGAAGAUUGAGCUUCGGUAAAGCCCUUUUGCUAAGGGAGCGUUGACAUUGGAGUCUUACACCGGCACUCGUUUCUCAGCUCUAUUCCAAUCAGAAAGUGAUCGGAUUUUCAUGUUCAGUUGCUUCCUACCAAUGUAAGCGGCUGCUCGUGAUGGUCACGAGGGUUGGAUUGCAUAAUUAUUCGGCGUCCGGUCUUGC